GUUUUGACUGUUGAUCAGACAUGAAAGGGAAUUUGAAUAUGUGAACUUGGGCUUCAGGGAAUAAUGAUGGGCAUUUUCUGAUUUUACAACAAACAAAUAAUGGAGUACUGAAGAAAAUAAUUGUCAGACCUACUGAUAUUGAAAACAGUGAUGGCAGCCUUACAGUUUUCCUAUGAUGGAUUAGUGUGAUGUUGCUUAAGAUUUUUUGUGUGUUAAUAAUACAUUUCCCUGAAGUUCUGUCUAAUGUGUUUGGUAUUUUUGAAAGUUUAUAGAGCUGCUAGAAGUUUAAACUUUUGAGAAACAAUUCAACUCAAUUAAUGAAAACAAGAGGGGAAGAAUUUGAUGUAGUAGUAUUAUCAUAGUCCAGGUAUUUAUUGUUUAAUCGUUUGAUAAGCAACUGCUUCAGGCUUAAAAGGAGUCUCUCUUAAAUAGCAAGUGUGUCAACAUAGGCUUUUAUUUACAGACAGCACACUUGAGGGCGCACUAGCGCAACAUGAUGUAACACUAAUAUUUUCACACACGCUCUAAUAUAGUAAUGGAAAAUACGAGUUUCCGUGAAGCAUCUGAAGGGACGGUAAUGCUCCAGUCUCGUCAGUGCACUCUGGCACCGCCCCUCCCUCAGACAUGCAUGUUGUAGUCUCGCUUAUUUUCCCCCUCGUCCCUGUUUAUAUUUUUUUUGAAAAACGGGGCAUUUAACACGAAGUGAGGUUUCGGCGAACAGAAACACAAACACAGGAACAUUUCCAGCGUCAGUCUCAUUCACUGGACUCCCUUGAAGGUUGGAAGAGAUGUCCGUGUGGCAGCAGGAGCCGUCAGGUUAUUCCCCCUGCGUAGAGAUCGACUCCAGCUCCGUGAGGACCAAAGACAGGCUCACCUCUCCGGCCUGGCUGAAGCAGGAGCAGGAUGACCUCCGCAUCAUCAAGUGGGAGAACUUUCAGUCAGGAGCCUCAGCAGAUGCUGUUCAGGACAACACACCUAGCAGUGCCAUGUCAGCUGCCUCACAGGUAGAAAGCCUGCCCCCAAAGGUGCUGCUGACUAUCACUAAGCUGCAGUGUAUGCUGGAGAGUAAACAGGAGCGCAUUGCUGCGCUGGAGAGACAGGUGGAAGACCUGAUGCAGGACCGUAAGUUCCUGAGGAGCCAGAUUGAAAACCUCACCAGCAAUCGCUCCAUGCCAGCGUUUGCUUCCCCCAGCCCAGUGACUGAAGCUCCUAAACCCAGCAAAGUGCAGCACUCAGACAGCAAAUCUCGGAAGAGAGAAAGAGCAUCCUCCACUUCCUCUGACAGCAGUGACAGCGGUUCUGAGGCAUCCGACUCAUCUGAAGUGUCAGCAGCGUCAAGUGAACACAGAAGGAGGAAACACCAUAAGGACAAGAAAAGAUCAAAGAAAGGGAAGGACUACAGCAGAAAGAGAGCCACAGGUGUCCAGUACGUCAUCCACCGCUACAAACAGGUCCUGUCCGCCUUCAUCAAGAAGAAGAGCAUGAGUGAAGCCUUCCGCCACCUCGGAAUCGACCGCAACACCAUCGCAAACACGGCCUCAAUUGCCGAGCUCCACCUGGCCGGCAAAGACAUGGUCCCCUUGGUGGGCAUGUUUCGCCAAGGAGAAGAGACUCUGGUCAGCUACGCCCAAAGGUGCACCUUGGUCAUCGACAGCGACGCCGAACUGUCCAGGAGAAUAGACCAAAUGAAAGCCAACGGCGAGCUUCUGCCCAUCUCAGGGAAACGGCCAAGGGUGUUACAUUCUCACAUGCAGCAGCUGGGGGGCGCUGCAGAGAGCAUUUUAAUAGGUUGAUGAUUAUUUAAUUAAGAUUAAGAGGUGAAACAUGCCUUCACAAAAUAAUGUUCCUCUUUGUUUUUCCUCAAUCUAAACUGCUGGAUUUGCAUUUUUUUGUCUUUGAGACAUAGAGCAUUUGCUUUAUGUCUCAGUAUUUCAGUAUAACAAUCUGAAUUUUAGUAUUCACAAUUACAGAUUUAGGGUGUAUAUUUUGUACUUGAUAGCCAUACAAAUUUAUUUACAGCACCUUUCAAUAUUGGAAAUGAUUUUUUAAAUUAUUAUUUAAGAGCAGGUGUGUGUAGUUUUAGGAACAUCCACAAGAUGGCAGUGCUCACAUAGAGAUCAUGUUUACAAAUCACUGCUAUUCUCAUUCAAUCCAAAAUGGUGGAUAGGUCGAGUCAAUUUUCCAGCACUAGUUGUGUUACUUUAUGUUCAUAUAAAAUCAUUUUGUUGACUACAUACUGUGAUUCUUGCUGUAAAUGAACUGAGAGAUUUAAAAACUGCAUUCAUUGCAAAGUGUUUUAAUGUUUCCGAACUGCCAACCAAUGAAAAUGAAAACAGUUUGUUCAGA
Messenger RNA from Lates calcarifer (barramundi perch), 2346 nucleotides. RefSeq names its product coiled-coil domain-containing protein 106. Lineage: Eukaryota; Metazoa; Chordata; Actinopteri; Centropomidae. The record is from RefSeq and is a predicted model, not a curated record. The transcript is spliced from 5 exons. The coding region runs from base 789 to 1793 and encodes 334 amino acids. Gene Ontology annotation, cellular component: nucleoplasm.